Molecule: messenger RNA, 2223 nt
Organism: Torulaspora delbrueckii
Lineage: Eukaryota; Fungi; Ascomycota; Saccharomycetes; Saccharomycetales; Saccharomycetaceae
Gene: SWE1
Product: tyrosine protein kinase SWE1
Exons: 1
Coding region: 1-2223 (740 amino acids)
Biological process (GO): protein phosphorylation
Molecular function (GO): protein kinase activity; ATP binding
Source: RefSeq, a predicted model, not a curated record
AUGGUUGGCCAUUAUAAGAUACGAAACGGGCCUUUAGAGCCUACUAUCAUGGAAGAGGAAGAUGAUGAUGAUGACUUCGAUAUGUUUGAAGAAGAGGAAGAAUUAGAAGGUGGGCCAAGCAGUAAUGGUAGUGGUUCCAAUAUUUUGACCUUUUACCCCUAUGCAAACAAUAAGAUGACCAGGAGUGUGGGUACUUUGAAUUUGUCCUUAAGUAAUACUGCGUUGGGGGACCACAAACAGGUUGACGAUAGUAGUGUGGAUGAAUAUAUUGAUAGAUGGUCCCCUUUCAACGAUGAAAGUCCCUCGACUCCUACUACAGCUGAUAGCAAAAGAAAGUCAAAGCAUGAGAUGUCUCCGUUUAUAAACGACCCAGAAAUUACGAAGAAAUGGAGAAGAAAACCGACAGGUUCAAAAUUGGCCCUAUCCUGGGCACCAAUUCAGGAACUUCAUGAGCAUGAUCAAGAGAAUUCACCGCCGAGGAAUCUUGCGGUACCUGAUCAAACCGCGUUUCUUGCCCCAACGGGACUAGUGUCAAAAGUGGCACAGUCUAGCUUCCCGAAGAAACUUUCUAUACCAGAUACACCAGUGAAGAAAUCGCCCCUGAUGGAGAAUUCGAGGCUCUCAAACUCAAUCUGUGGCUCACCAAACUUCAGUAACCGAAGUUACAAUAUGACCCAAGAAACUUCGCUCCAUAUGCAAUCACCUUCUUUUAAUUCCAUUCCGCAAUUGAUGAUAGACGCUUCCCCACUGAUCAAUCCAUUGAGCGAAGAUGAUAAUGAGAGAGGUUUCAAAGUACGACAUGAGAAAUUACCACCGCAGUUCCAUGUUAGUCGAUAUAAGAAGAUAAAGAAAUCGCGAAACUCUGUUAUCAUGAACAACAAUGACCUGACCAACAGUUUGCAACAGUUCACUGACGAUCUUUACGGGACGGAUAAUAACGACCAACGCACAGAGGAUCCAAAGUCGGACGAUCUAUCUUAUUUCAGUAUAUUACCUCCGCCAAAGGGCUCAAAAGCUUACCAGAAUGACGCAAGUUGUAGUAGUACCGAUACUACACCUACUCGCAAGAAAUCCAUCUUGAAUGCCAAGACAAAGGCUAUAGAAAGUUCCAACAAAAGCACUGCUGAGUCAUCGCCUAAACAUACGCGAAGGUUCAUUAAUGCAAAAGUUACGACGAAUCCCGAUUCACAUCUAUUUGAAAAAUUCACCAACGUCUCCAGCAUAGGAGAUGGCCAGUUUUCUACAGUUUACCAAGUGACUUUCCAACAAACUAACAAGAAAUACGCUGUCAAAGCGAUACAGCCAAGUAAACAUUCUUCAAUCAGACGAAUCUUACAGGAAGUUAAAAUUCUUUCAGAGAUCAGUGAGAGCGUAUUGGAUCAAGAAGGUAAAGAGUAUGUGAUUGGUUUCAUUAGUUCAUGGAAACACCAAGGUUCAUUCUAUAUCAUGACUGAAUAUUGUGAAAACGGUACACUCGAUAGUUUCCUACAAGAGCAGAUAGUGGCGAAGAAGACGAGGUUGGAAGAUUGGAGAAUAUGGAAGAUUAUUGUGGAACUGAGCUUAGCUUUGAGGUUCAUCCAUGAUUCUUGUCAUAUAGUGCAUUUGGACUUGAAACCUGCAAACAUACUGAUCACCUUUGAGGGUAAUUUAAAGUUAGCUGACUUUGGGAUGGCAACACAUCUGCCCUUGGAAGAUUUCGGAAGUGAAAAUGAAGGCGAUCGAGAAUACAUUGCACCAGAGAUAAUAUCGGAUUGCGUCUAUGAUUUCAAAGCUGAUAUUUUUUCCCUAGGGCUUGUUGUAGUAGAAAUCGCAGCAAAUGUGGUUUUACCCGAUAACGGUAACGCCUGGCACAAAUUGCGUUCUGGUGAUUUAUCCGACGCUGGGAGAUUAAGUGCAAAUGACAUUCAUUCGGAAUCUCUGUUCUCUGACAAUUCGAAAGUCGACACAAACCUGACCGAGAUCUCGGACUACCACGACAGAGAUACGGUCAAUCUAUUGAAAGAAAAAUCCGAGAUUCCACCCUGGGUGCCAAGAUUUUUAAUUGAUGGAGAAUCCCUAGAAAGAAUGGUGAAAUGGAUGAUCGAACCAAAUUACAAGAAAAGACCUACUGCAAAUGAAAUUUUACAUACUGAGGAAUGUAUCUACGUGGAGAUGACUCGCCAAGCUGGUGCUAUCAUUCAGGAAGAUGAUUUUGGACCCAAACCAGGUUUUUUCGCUCCAUAA